AGCCAUGAUGAAGAACUUUGGUGUUCCCCGGGUGUCUGCUCUUGCCACUGUCUUUCUCCUGCUGCUAAUCUCUGAAGGUGGCUGUGUGAGAAUCAUUGGAGGAGACCCAGUGGUUCCUCAUUCAAGACCUUACAUGGUCCUACUUAAACUUAGUUCAAAUAACAUCUGUGCUGGCGCUUUGAUUGCAAACGACUGGGUAUUGACAGCUGCCCAUUGUACCCUGGGGAAGAGUUCUCAGGUCAUUCUUGGGGCUCAUUCCAAAGACAAGGAUGAGCCAGAAAAGCAGAUAUUAUCUGUUAAGAAAGUGUUUCCCUAUCCAUGCUUUGACCAACAAACACAUGAGGGUGAUCUGCAACUUCUACAGCUAAACAAAAAAGCAAGAAUUAACAGGAAUGUGGGUAUCCUUGACCUACCUAGACAGGGGGAUGAUGUGAAGCCAAGAACCAAAUGCCAAGUAGCAGGGUGGGGGAGCUAUCAGAAUAACUCACCUGCCUCUCCUGUUCUGAGAGAAGUCAACAUCACUGUCAUAGACCGGAAGACCUGCAAUGACGAAAAACACUAUAAUUCUAACCCUGUGAUUGGACUAAAUAUGAUUUGUGCAGGAGCCCCCAGGGGUGGGAAGGACUCAUGCAAUGGAGAUUCUGGAAGCCCUCUGAUAUGUGAGGGCAGUUUCCGAGGCAUCACAGCUUUUGGCCGCCCGGGGAGGUGUGGCGAUCCCCAAGCGCCUGGUGUCUAUACUUUCCUCUCAAGCAAAUAUCUCAGAUGGAUAAAGAAGACGAUGAAGCGCACAGUUUAAAUAUGUGGAUUUCAUUCUAGCUGUGUCCCUUCUGCGUCUAACCACAAAUAAAAUCGGCUUGAAUGACU
Molecule: messenger RNA, 864 nt
Organism: Psammomys obesus (fat sand rat)
Lineage: Eukaryota; Metazoa; Chordata; Mammalia; Rodentia; Muridae
Gene: Gzma
Product: granzyme A
Exons: 5
Coding region: 5-796 (263 amino acids)
Biological process (GO): positive regulation of apoptotic process; negative regulation of oxidoreductase activity; proteolysis
Molecular function (GO): serine-type endopeptidase activity
Source: RefSeq, a predicted model, not a curated record